This is a messenger RNA of Odontomachus brunneus, 1376 nucleotides long. It is a transcript of the gene wal, whose product is annotated as electron transfer flavoprotein subunit alpha, mitochondrial. Gene Ontology annotation, molecular function: electron transfer activity; flavin adenine dinucleotide binding. Gene Ontology annotation, cellular component: mitochondrion. The record is from RefSeq and is a predicted model, not a curated record. Lineage: Eukaryota; Metazoa; Arthropoda; Insecta; Hymenoptera; Formicidae. Bases 263 to 1264 code for a protein of 333 amino acids. The transcript is spliced from 4 exons.
CUGAUGAACACAGCUAUUAAAUAUCAAUUGCAUUUCGAAAUGCAUCAAAUAAAGUGUUGCAACCGUCCAAUAAGAAAAUUUGUCCCGAAUAGAAAAAUAUAUGAUUACAGUAUUUGUGCUCCGUUUUGUAAUAUGUAGAAGCUCAUGGAGGACUUUGGACUAGUCGUCAUAAUUGCCACAUUGAUUUGAUUGUCUUUUACAGUUUAGAGUUACGUGUGUUUAGAGUUACUUGAAAGUCAGAGAAACAUAAAUUUCUAUAACAAUGUUUUCUACUUACUUCAGAGCAUUACGAGCUUCUAACAAAUUUGGCUUAUUGGUACGUAAUGAAUCUACUUUAGUUAUUGCGGAGCACAAUAAUGAAAGUUUGUUACCUAUCACAAGUAAUGUACUGACAGCUGCUAAAAAAAUCGGUGGUGAUGUAACUGUAUUAAUUGCUGGCUCUAAAUGCCAGACAGUAGUACAAAGUGCAUGCAAAGCCCAGGGUGUCUCCAAGGUUCUUCUUGCAGACAGCGAUGUGUUUAAGGGAUUUACUGCAGAAUCACUGACACCACUUGUAAUCACACUAUGUAAUGAACAUAAGUUCACACACAUAUUAGCAGGUGCAAGUGCAUUUGGUAAAGCUUUGCUCCCUAGGAUUGCAGCUAAGUUAGAUGUAUCUCCAGUGAGUGAUAUUAUUGACAUAAAAACAUCAGAUACGUUUGUACGUACUAUAUAUGCUGGCAAUGCCAUUCAGACUGUCAAAUCUAAAGACAAUGUGAAAAUAACAACUGUAAGAGGUACUUCUUUUGCACCAGCUCCUUUAGAAGGAGGUGAUGCAAAGUGUGAAAAUGUGGCUACUGAUAGCUACACUGCAAACCAAGUACAAUAUAUUAAACAAGAGCUUAGCAAAUCCGACAGGCCAGAAUUAACGUCCGCGAAAGUUGUAAUUUCUGGUGGACGUGGAAUGAAGUCUGGAGAGAACUUCAAGUUGUUGUAUUCAUUGGCAGAUAAGCUUAACGCGGCGGUAGGAGCAUCUCGUGCCGCUGUCGAUGCUGGAUACGUACCAAAUGAUUUGCAAGUAGGACAGACUGGCAAAAUAGUUGCUCCUGACUUGUACAUAGCGGUAGGAAUUUCGGGAGCAAUUCAGCAUCUUGCUGGUAUGAAGGAUUCCAAGACUAUUGUGGCCAUCAACAAGGAUCCAGAGGCUCCAAUUUUCCAAGUAGCAGAUUAUGGAUUGGUCGCAGAUCUAUUUAAAGCUGUACCCGAGCUCACGGAGAAAUUGUAAAUUACAUAUCGUCCAGAUAAAUAAAUGUGUAUUUUUAUAUAAUUAAUUUUGUUACGCUAUAUUGUUAGUACGAUAAGAAUAUAUACAAUUAAAAAAUACGUCAUAAAAAAUU